This is a messenger RNA of Motacilla alba alba, 10636 nucleotides long. It is a transcript of the gene KCNMA1, whose product is annotated as potassium calcium-activated channel subfamily M alpha 1. The record is from RefSeq and is a predicted model, not a curated record. The coding region runs from base 408 to 4427 and encodes 1339 amino acids. Gene Ontology annotation, cellular component: postsynaptic membrane. Gene Ontology annotation, molecular function: large conductance calcium-activated potassium channel activity. Lineage: Eukaryota; Metazoa; Chordata; Aves; Passeriformes; Motacillidae. Gene Ontology annotation, biological process: potassium ion transport; transmembrane transport. The transcript has 32 exons.
GUGGGCGGGGUAGGGGCUGUGUAUGCGGGAGAAGGAAGGGGUGGGAAUCUGAGGAGGAGACUAUAUUUUUAUUAUUAUUUUUAAUUUUUUUAAAAUAAUAUUUUCGCCGUACAAAGAGGACGCUCGGAAUUCACCGGCCAGUCGGCUCCCGAGAGGGACCCGCGAAUUGUGCGGUCGCUUUUCUUCACCUGCUUUUUUUUUUUUUUUUUUUUUUGUCUGUUUGGUUGGUUGGUUUGGUUUUUUGUUUGUUUUGACUGGGGGCUUUUUAUUUUUUAUUACUCUCCUUAUCUUUCCCCGCUGAGCAGCGGCGGCAGCAGCAGCAAUAUGGCUGGUGAUGGGCUUUUUGGGGGGCGCUGGCGGCGGGAGGAGCUCUCGGAAGCCCCUGCGCGCCCGGCUCGCUGUUAGCUAUGGCAAAUGGCAGCGGCGGCGGCUCCUACCCGGGCGGCAGCGGCAGCGGCAUUAGAAUGAGUAACAAUAUCAACGCCAACAAUCUCAACACAGACUCGUCCUCCUCCCCCGUCAAUGUGCCCAAGAUGGAUGCGCUCAUCAUCCCGGUGACCAUGGAGGUGCCCUGCGAUAGCCGCGGACAGCGCAUGUGGUGGGCUUUCCUCGCCUCAUCCAUGGUUACUUUCUUUGGGGGACUGUUUAUCAUCCUGCUGUGGAGGACCCUCAAGUACCUGUGGACUGUCUGCUGCCACUGCGGGGUCAAAAACAAGGAGGCCCAGAAGAUUAAUGGUGGUGGAGAUACACAGGCAGAUGGAGCCUGCAAACCAACAGAUGAAAAAGAGGAGAAUGUGGCAGCAGAAGUGGGAUGGAUGACGUCUGUGAAGGAUUGGGCAGGAGUCAUGAUAUCUGCCCAGACAUUAACUGGCAGAGUACUUGUUGUCUUAGUCUUCGCUCUUAGUAUUGGUGCUCUUGUAAUAUACUUCAUAGAUUCAUCAAACCCAAUAGAAUCCUGCCAGAAUUUCUACAAAGAUUUCACAUUACAGAUCGACAUGGCUUUCAAUGUGUUCUUCCUACUCUACUUCGGCUUGCGUUUUAUAGCAGCCAAUGACAAGCUAUGGUUUUGGCUAGAAGUUAAUUCAGUGGUAGAUUUCUUCACGGUCCCUCCAGUGUUUGUGUCAGUAUAUUUAAACAGAAGUUGGCUUGGUUUAAGAUUUUUAAGAGCCCUUAGACUGAUACAAUUUUCAGAAAUCUUGCAGUUUCUGAAUAUACUUAAAACAAGUAAUUCCAUCAAGCUAGUGAAUCUGUGCUCUAUAUUCAUCAGCACGUGGCUGACAGCAGCUGGGUUCAUACAUUUGGUGGAGAACUCAGGGGAUCCAUGGGAAAAUUUCCAAAAUAAUCAACCCCUAACAUACUGGGAAUGUGUUUAUUUGCUGAUGGUUACAAUGUCCACUGUUGGCUAUGGAGAUGUUUAUGCAAAAACAACCCUUGGUCGCCUUUUCAUGGUCUUCUUCAUCCUUGGGGGAUUGGCCAUGUUUGCCAGCUACGUCCCUGAAAUCAUAGAGUUAAUAGGAAACCGCAAGAAAUAUGGUGGUUCCUAUAGUGCGGUUAGUGGAAGAAAGCACAUAGUUGUCUGUGGUCACAUAACACUUGAAAGUGUGUCGAACUUCCUGAAGGACUUCCUGCACAAGGAUAGGGAUGAUGUCAAUGUAGAAAUCGUCUUUCUGCAUAAUAUCUCCCCUAACCUUGAGCUGGAAGCUCUUUUUAAACGACACUUCACUCAGGUGGAAUUUUAUCAGGGUUCAGUCCUUAAUCCCCAUGACCUGGCGAGAGUGAAGAUAGAGUCAGCAGAUGCGUGCCUAAUCCUUGCCAAUAAAUACUGCGCUGACCCAGAUGCUGAAGAUGCCUCCAAUAUUAUGAGAGUUAUUUCCAUAAAGAAUUAUCAUCCGAAGAUAAGAAUUAUCACUCAGAUGUUGCAGUACCACAAUAAGGCCCAUCUGCUAAAUAUCCCAAGCUGGAACUGGAAAGAAGGGGAUGAUGCAAUCUGUCUUGCUGAGCUGAAGCUGGGUUUCAUAGCCCAGAGCUGCCUGGCACCGGGCCUUUCAACAAUGUUAGCCAACCUCUUCUCCAUGAGGUCAUUCAUAAAGAUUGAGGAGGAUACGUGGCAGAAAUACUACCUGGAAGGAGUUGCAAAUGAAAUGUAUACAGAAUAUCUGUCUAGUGCCUUUGUGGGUUUGUCCUUCCCUGCAGUUUGUGAACUGGUGUUUGCGAAACUGAAGCUCUUAAUGAUAGCCAUAGAAUACAAGUCGGAGAAACGCGAGAGCAGAAGCCGAAAGCGUAUAUUAAUCAAUCCUGGAAACCACGUCAAGAUUCAAGAAGGUACCUUAGGAUUCUUCAUUGCAAGUGAUGCCAAAGAAGUAAAAAGGGCAUAUUUUUACUGCAAGGCCUGUCAUGAUGACAUCACGGAUCCCAAAAGGAUAAAAAAAUGUGGCUGCAAACGGCAAGUAAAGAAUGCAGCUAGAUCAAGUUACCCAAAAUGUUCGUAUCAGUUCAAGAAUGCAACUACUAAUGCAUUGAUUGAUGCCAAGUCCACUGAAGGAAUCCCGGAACCUGUUCCACUUGUUAAUAACCGUAAAGGGAGCCUCUUCCUACCCAACAACCCCUCGCUGCUGCACCUUAACUUACUGAGUUCUGUUGAACAAGGAAAAUCUACCUACUGUAGAUUGCAAAGGGCACUCAGCUUGCCUGUAAAAUACCGCUACCAUUCCCAAAAGCCUGGGCUGAACCAAGAUCUCCUUGAAGAUGAGCAGCCGUCGACACUAUCACCCAAAAAAAAGCAGCGAAAUGGAGGCAUGCGAAAUUCACCCAACUCCUCACCCAAACUGAUGAGGCAUGACCCCUUGUUAAUUCCUGGCAACGAGCAGAUUGACAAUAUGGAUGCCAACGUGAAAAAGUAUGACUCUACAGGGAUGUUUCAUUGGUGUCCAGCCAAAGAUAUCGAAAAGGUUAUUUUGACUCGAAGUGAAGCAGCGAUGACAGUUUUAAGUGGGCAUGUAGUCGUUUGCAUAUUUGGGGAUGUUAAAUCUGCUUUGAUUGGAUUAAGAAAUUUAGUGAUGCCAUUACGAGCCAGCAACUUUCACUACCAUGAACUCAAGCACAUUGUGUUUGUGGGUUCACUUGAAUACCUGAGAAGGGAAUGGGAGACACUGCAUAACUUCCCCAAGGUUUCAAUCUUGCCUGGUACGCCAUUAAGUCGGGCUGAUUUAAGGGCUGUCAACAUCAACCUCUGCGACAUGUGCGUUAUCCUGUCAGCCAAUCAGAAUAAUAUUGAUGAUGCUUCGCUGCAGGACAAGGAAUGCAUCUUGGCGUCACUCAACAUCAAAUCUAUGCAGUUUGAUGACAGCAUUGGGGUCUUGCAGGCUAAUUCCCAAGGCUUUACACCUCCUGGGAUGGAUAGGACAUCUCCAGACAAUAGUCCAGUCCAUGGCCUUUUACGUCAACCCUCCAUUACAACAGGAGCCAACAUCCCUAUUAUAACAGAGCUAGCUAAGCCUGGCAAACUUCUGCCUUUGGUUUCAAUCAGUCAGGAAAAAAACAGUGGAACCCACAUUCUAAUGAUAACUGAACUGGUAAAUGAUUCAAAUGUUCAGUUCUUGGACCAAGACGAUGAUGAUGAUCCCGACACAGAACUGUAUCUCACGCAGCCUUUUGCUUGUGGAACCGCGUUUGCUGUCAGCGUGCUGGACUCUCUCAUGAGCGCAACAUACUUCAAUGACAAUAUCCUCACACUGAUACGGACAUUGGUAACAGGAGGAGCCACACCAGAGCUGGAAGCACUGAUUGCUGAGGAAAAUGCAUUGAGAGGAGGUUACAGCACGCCCCAGACACUUGCAAACAGGGACAGGUGUCGAGUUGCUCAGUUGGCUUUGUAUGAUGGGCCAUUUGCAGACCUAGGGGAUGGAGGUUGUUACGGAGAUCUGUUUUGUAAAGCACUGAAAACAUACAAUAUGCUUUGCUUUGGAAUUUAUCGAUUAAGGGAUGCACAUCUAAGUACUCCCAGCCAAUGCACUAAACGUUAUGUUAUCACAAACCCACCAUAUGAAUUUGAGCUUGUGCCGACGGACUUGAUCUUCUGUUUGAUGCAAUUUGACCACAACGCUGGCCAGUCCCGAGCCAGCCUUUCUCAUUCCUCCCAUUCCUCCUACUCUUCCAGCAAGAAGAGCUCAUCAGUUCACUCUAUCCCAUCAACAGCCAACCGACCGAACCGCACCAAGAGCAGAGAUUCCCGGGACAAACAGAAUGCAACAAGGAUGAAUAGAAUGGGCCAAGCAGAAAAGAAAUGGUUUACAGAUGAGCCGGAUAAUGCCUAUCCCAGAAACAUUCAAAUCAAGCCCAUGAGCACUCACAUGGCCAAUCAGAUCAAUCAAUAUAAAUCGACAAGCAGCUUGAUACCACCAAUACGGGAAGUUGAAGAUGAAUGUUGACUCCUUCGAAGCCAGAACUAUUUUUAUAAAGCCUGACAAACUUCAUGAAUGGUGAUGUGACAUUUAUUCCUCUUACUUGCUGAACCACUGAUGGAGAAGUUAAGAAGGGCACGCUUAAUGGGAAAAUAAAGUAGACAGAUCUUUGUUUGUCUGCCUUUAAUAUUGCUUCCACGUAUUUUGGAAACUAUUUCAUUUAUAAAUGAACAUAAUCAAAACUAGUCAUGUAUAGCCUCUAGCAUUUUAAAUUAUUUUUAUUUAUUAGAAAAAAUAUAUUUUUCUUUUUUUUUCAUUGUUAAGUAUUUUCCCUGAAAAAAAUGGCAUAUGUGGCCAGACUCCUAAGAAUUAAAAAAACCCCAACAAACCCUCAGUCUUUGGCUUAAAGGAGAAUGAUGGUCACAGUUAUGAGGAUAUGUAAUUAAGGGAGACAAAUGAUAUAUUUACAAAAAGGGAAAAAAAGGUCCAACUUGUAUUUUAGUAAAUCAAAAAAAACCCCAAAAAAACCUAAGAAAAAAAACCUACACUUCACCAAAAUGUUUCUUUAUCGGAAGAUGUGUAUUUUGUUCAGCAUUGACACCAGCUCUUAAUAAAUUGAACUUAUUUAUUUUCAGAGUUGAAAGUCAUAUUUUUUUACAUGUAACAUUCUUCAGAAAUAUUCUUUGUUUUAUUAACAUAUACAGAUCAUCUUGACUGCCAGUUGUGUGAAGGUGCAGUAACCCCCCCCCGCUGUGCCCUGCCCCUUCUCACGGUGGCACCCACAGACACCCAGCACCCUGGGAGCAUGCUGUGACACAGGCACUGGGAAUGUCACCACCCCAGCAAGGGCCAUGGACUUAAGGGGCACUUGCUAGAAAUGGAAAAUCUGGCAAUUGCACUUCACUUCCCAUUAGCCAUCAGCACCUGCUAAUUUCAGAAAGGCAAGCUUGGUAAUUCUUCUUCUUUUGCCAUUAUUACAGUGAUUUAAUCCAGAGUGCAUAAAACAGUGCAUGGAAGCAUCGGUUAUAAACCAUCUACUCUACCACAUUUUGUUACUUCCUUCCUUCAGAAGUGCUGAUGGCCUUUCAUUGGUCUGAGAUGGUACAAAUUCUUCCUGAUAUGUACAGAGAUUUAGCUCCAGAUCCUUGCACUUUGGUAAAAGUUCAUACCCUGGUAAGGGCACACUGAAUCUCCUUUUGGUUAAUUCAGAUGAGGAUAAAAACUGGUUUAGCUUCAGCUCUACAAGCUCACAACAUGCUGUCCUCAGUUAAUUCUUACAAUAAGCAACAUCUUAUUUUAGCAGUUGUUUUUCUGGUUGCUUUUUUUCCCCUUUUAUUUACUUUUAUUUUGCUGGGACACCACACAAAAAAGUACAGUAAUAACCAAAUAAAAAUAAUAAAAGUGAUGAAUGUAUUUAUUAUGAUAACAUGCAAAAGGCCUUUGAUGGGUGCCUUUUGUGUCAGCAGUUUCACAAAGUUGCCAACAAGCUUUAUAGCCAUCAGACAAAAAUGUGAUGUUUCAUAUCUGUGCUGCAGUAUCCACCCACCCAAGCAUUUAUCUUUUAAAUGAUUUAGUUACUCUCUCUAUCUCAAAUAAGCAACAUCUGACACAAUUGUGUGGAAACAAAAAAAAAAGAAAAAAAGAAAAAGGAAAGGCUGUGAUAGUAGGGAAACAAAGACCAAAACCACAAAACCAGAAUCAUCAGGAAAAGCAGAUUUUCAUUGUGCAGGUUAACUUUAGGCUUUGUAAUUUUGCAGAAUUGUUAAACACUACAAUUAAACAUACCGUGGUAUUUUUAUCAUUAGAGAAAUAUCAGUGAAUCAAACAAAUACAAAGCAGAUGAUGAAUUUAUUGUGAAAACAAUGAUGUCCACUAUGUAAUCCAACAUUUAAGCCAAACUAUCUCAGCUUUAAUGUUUGUCCACUGGCUGCAGUACAAGUAUAACCAUACUAACACCUAAUAGGCUUUAUUCUGGAGUGACUUCUUGGACUGUGACUAUUUUGUUGUAACAUUUUGUAGAAUAGCUACUUAAAGACAAUAAUGAGAAUUGUUAAUACAGUAUCUGUAAAAUUGGAUUGUUUAAAAUAUUUCACUCUCCUACAGAGUAACAAAACAAUACAAGCAGUCUUUCAUUAUUACUUAGAUGCAUGUUUAAUGCAUUUCACAGUCCCCAAAAGAGAAGAUAAUUCCAGUGAGUUCCUCCGACAUAUGCUGCUCCAGCUAGUGACACGUUAUAAUUUACAUCCAGUCUCUGCAUUGGGUCAUGUUAAGCCUUUUCUUUGAAGUCAGUGCUCCUUUUUCAUUUAUGAACUGCAUUCAUUUUACAACCAGAAUGAAAAAAGCUGGUCCUGAGUACGGGAGAAUUGUAGAAAUUUGUGUUCAACCUCACCAAAUACAUAUGAAUUUUAAUUUCUUUUUCCUGAGAAGACUGGUGUUUACUAUAGGGGCAUAAAACAUUAUAUCUUAUACCUUAUCAUAUACAGUGCCACUUCUGAGUGUCCUUUCUUCAGAAGUGAACAUUCACUGGGUAAAACAUACUAAUGAAUCAAAUACAGCACCCCUACAUUGCCAAGGUUUGUGUUUCUCUGUCCAGUUUCAGUCACUACCCAAAAUUCCAUGCUAUUGUUUAUAAAUAAAGGACAAGACCUCAGACACUCAUGAGCUCUUCUGGCACAGAGAGCUCCUUAUGCAAUGAUUGAUAGAACAACACCCAUAGAGAGCAAACAAGACAGAGAGAAACAGGUGGAGUUAUGGGUCUACAUUUCCCAUAUACAGAAAAGCUAAAAUCAGUGAUAUUUUCUUACUCCUAUUUUUGAUAAUCAGAGAUGCAGGACUGAUGUCUGGAAAUUAGAUGGAGGAACAGACAGAAAACCAGUUGGAAUCUUCAAUAUUCAGCCAUUAAAAAUUACAAUAAGGCCAGCACCAAUAAAUAGAUAUAUGAAGUUACAUCAAAGCUGGGAAAAGGCUGGAAAAGGGACCUAAGUGACAGCUGACAGACCACAUGAUGACUGAUAUAGAAAUAAGUUCUUGGUCUUUAUCAAUAACAUUUACCCCUGUCUCAGAAGGCAUGGAUUUAAAAAAAAAAAAAAAAAAAAGAGUGGGGUGAGGAGGAUUUCUAGAUUUUUGGGGUUUUUUUCUGGUUUUUAGGUUUUUUGCAUUAAUCUCAUGCACUACUGACACAGGCUACAGAAUGUUUUUUGGUAACUCGUGUGUUGGAUAAAUAGUGUGUCUGUGUGUGUGUUUGCAUAUGUCCAUACAUGCACACACACCUAUAUAUGUGGGUCCACACAUGCACACACAUGUGUACAUGGGUACAGGCACACACUAUGUACAGGGUUGUGCAUGUAUUUGAUAGAGUCAUCACAAGAAGGUGUCAUCACUUUUAUUUUCCAUGAGCUGGGGUGAAGAAAGGCACAAAAAGGAAGAAAACAUGACUUGCAGGGCAGCACAUGGAAGAAUUUUUUCUGCUAUUUCUACCUGGUUUGACUGAAACCCAACCAUCCUGGUUAGUUUUAUGAGAGAUGCACUGACAUUAUGCUGCAGAGCCUUCGUUCAGUGCUGCAGCUGGGCUGUGCUCCUGGCCCUCCUCACACCCCUGCUCUUGUCUGCUCCCACACUGCCAGGAAGUCUGCUGGCUCUCUCUGUUUCAUGGCUAUUGUUUUAAUUUGCCCCCUGAAGCCUAUGAGCACUAAGAUGAAAGGAUUAAACUGUCCUCUGAUAGAUUUGGUGGCAAGUGCUAAGCACAGCAAAAGUUAAGGUAUGAAGUAAGGAAGAUAUUCGUAGUCUAAAUGCAAAUUUUAACACCUCAAUGUGAUUGUGUAGUUCCUUCUGAAAUAAUCUGAUGUGUUUUUUAAUAGGGAAAAACAAGAUGUAAACAUUUCCUUAUACAUUUUAAAAGCAUUCUAAAACUGUCACUGAUAUUUUAACAACUUGUGUUUCAAUUAAGCAUCAAUGGCCCAACAGUAGGGAAUACAUGGGACAGAAAGUGCAAAUCCCUUAAUCUGGGCCAGGCAUGGUCAACAGGAUGUGAAAAGAACUAAAUGGCCUCAGCCAAAGGCAGGAAAGGGCAAAUGUAGUUUGCAAGGCAAGGUACAGGAGACACCGCAAAAGCAUUUAGCCUUUUAUUAUACAUUGUUGGGUGGUGGUAGAUGAGGUUGGCUAUUUUUGGCCUGCAAAGGAAGAUUUUGCAUUUUUUGAACUCUUCAUGUAGUAGAAGGAGAAGGAGAAAGUAAAAUAGUGUGUUCUCAUUCAGGUUUUGCUGGAGGCGUGUGUGUCUAAAUUACAGCUAACAACUACUGCAAUAAUUGGCUGCAUAAACUGGAGAAUAAACAUACAUGACAAAAAAAAAAAGCAAUAAUUUACAAAUGGUUAAUAAUUUGUGUUUUCACUGCUUGGCCACUCACCUGCCAAUCCAUAAAAAUGUUAACAACUGCCCUGGACUAGCUGACUUACAUGGGCACAAACUGAAACACAGAGCAGGUGCUUAAAUGGUUUUAAGAAGUGGAUUCCUAAGGGCUCCUGGAUCCCAAUGUAUUUGAAAUGAACACAUAUUGAGGUCAAUGUGUGUGUGUGUGUAUGUGUGUGUGCGUGCUUUGUUUUUACAGCUGUUACCAUUGUGAAUUUCUUCAGCACCAAAAGAAGUGUGUGUCUCACCUUUCAUUUCUAGUUUUGAAUGUGAUUAAACAAAAUAACCAAGUGUGUGAAAGGCGAUGAACAGGACAAAGUGAAAACACAAAUCUGUUCCCAGUAUUACAGUGGAUUAGCCUGGGAAUAUCUGUCAAAGUCAAUGGCAAAUACAUAAAAAGUUCAGAGGAAAGGAGAACUCUUUAUAAUCCUUCUGUUUUUUUCCUUUCUGUGCCAUCUGAACCAUCGAAAUCCCUAACAUACAAACAAGCACCUUUUUAAUUUUUUUUUUAAUUCUAAAGGUUCUUGACUAAUCACAGGCUUAAGGGAAAUAUUUUUAUUUAAAGGCACUAUAUAUGCACACCAGGUCUCCUAAUAUUCCAUUUAUAGUAUUUUCAUGCUGAGCAAUAGUAGUGGGUGUGGGUAACAGCCCCAUCUGAAAUUAUGAAAGGAAUGUAGUAUCUCUUCUGCUGUAGUCACUGCCCAGGAUGGUAUGCGGGCCUUUAGUAUUGAUAAGUCUGUGCCAGCAUUUAUCAGAGCUAUAUUUCUGUCAGUAAUGUAUCUCUUCUGCCCAGGUUCUCCCUACUCCAGAGUACACAGCCAUGUCGAGGCUGGGCAGCCUCUGAGCAGCAGUCUGUAUGACCAGGUGAAUUCCACUGGAGCCAAUAGUGAGGACUGCUCCUCUGAGGGACCUGCUCUGCACAGUGGUGUGUUACUGCUAAAUGCCAAAAGCAGAAGGGGUAGGGAAAAUGAAGAAAAUAUAAAACAUAAGGAAUUUCUUUUAUUACUUUGGGUCUAAUUUAGAGCAAUAUCUAACUUAGGAAGCUAAACAGCUGCAUUAAUAAGAGCCUUUAUGAUGUUGAGACAAGGGUUCUCACUGCUUCAGUCAAUGCAUUUUAGAGGAGAUCUCUAUAAAGUAAAAAAAGCAAACAACCCAGAACACAGCAUAUAGGCAGUUGAAUAAAUGUAAUAAAACCCAUAGAUUUUUCAGAAACAAAAAAUGUGGCAUAUGAGCAUUUUGUUGACUGGACAAUAACUAGUAGGAACCAAAUAAAAUUGUCAGCAGAAAUUAUCUCAAGCAGUUAAAAAAAUUCUGCUUCUGCCAUGGUCCCAUAGCUUGGGACACACAUGCUUAGCCAAUGCAAAUACUCUAAUCUCUGGCAAGAAAAAAAGAAAAAAAAGAAAAAAAAAGGAAAAAAAAUACUUUAACUUUCACAUUUCUGUAGAGUUCAAAACUGAUGAAACCACUUUCUUCCUUUGGAAAAAACACACACACGCAAAUACAUAUAUACAAUAUCUUCUGAUUGUUUCACAUGUCUACAUUAGUUAUAGUUUGGAAGUGGAGAUGGUGAGGGGGUACACUGAGAACCAGCUAGCAUCUUAACUUAAAAGUUCAUCAAGAAAAAGGAGUACGACUUCAUCACUUUACUUUUAACAUCAUGGGUUGGUGAGAGAGAACAAAUGCUGGUGCUCAGAAAUGAUCUACCUGACUUUGUCACAUGUAAUAUCCAGUGAAAAAUAUAUCGUCCUGUAAAAAGGGUUUGUACAUAACUUGUACAUGGUUUCAUUUUGUAUUUUUCUCAGAUUAAAAUUUAUGUAUUUGUGUUCUAAAA